AUGAGUGAGGUAACCCACCAGAAUGCCAAGGAUGGCCGCACCGGCGAAACGGCGGAUCUUUCGUAUACGCAGUGCCGCGUGAUAGGCAACGGCUCGUUUGGGGUUGUAUUCCAGACCAAGCUGCUUCCGUCGAACGAGGAUGCUGCAAUCAAAAGGGUUCUCCAGGACCGGCGCUUCAAAAACCGCGAGCUGGAGAUUAUGCGCAAGGUGCACCACCCAAACAUCGUAGGCCUCAAGGCAUACUUCCACUCGACCGCAGAACGCGAUGAGGUAUAUUUAAAUUUGGUUCUCGAGUACAUGCCGGGCACGGUCGCCUCCGAGCUGCGCUGGUUUUCACGAGCCCGUCGGCCCAUGCCGGACCUGGAAAUCAAGUUGCUCACCUACCAGAUGUUCCGCUCCCUAGCGUAUAUCCACGGCCUGGGCAUCUGCCACAGAGACAUCAAGCCGUGCAAUCUGCUCUGCGACCCGCGCACCGGAAUCCUCAAGCUGUGCGAUUUUGGGUCCGCAAAGGUGCUGGUGGCUGGCGAGCCCAACGUUGCUUAUAUCUGUUCUCGUUUCUACAGAGCCCCCGAGCUCAUUUUUGGAGCAGUAAACUACACAACUAAGAUUGACGUGUGGUCAGCGUGCUGCGUUAUGGCCGAGCUCAUUCUCGGCCAACCUCUGUUCCCCGGCUCCAACGGCAUCGACCAGCUAGUGGAAAUCAUCAAGGUGCUGGGCACCCCGACCAGAGAGCAGAUUUGGGUCAUGAACUCUGCGCACAACAACGACCACAGGUUCCCACAAAUCCGCCCCCAUCCCCUGAACCGUGUAUUCCGCCGAGCCGACCAACAGGCGAUUGCUCUGCUGGGCGACAUGCUCGAGUACUCUCCGGAAAAGCGCCCGUCUAGCAUCCAAGUUAUGGCCCACCCUUACUUUGACGAGCUGCGUGAUCCAAACACAAAGCUACCCAACUACCAGGAACCCGACCAACCAGAUAGAGAGCUACCCCCACUGUUUAACUUUUCCGAGCUCGAGCUUUCCCUGAGCCCAGACCUGAACAAGACGUUGAUUCCAGAGCAUGCUCGCGCUGCAUUGGGCGUGGAUCUCGACAAUUUUGUUCCCAUGCCGGCCGAGCAGAUGAGGACCAGUGCAGUUUAA
Messenger RNA from Wickerhamiella sorbophila, 1137 nucleotides. RefSeq names its product Protein kinase gsk3. Gene Ontology annotation, cellular component: cytoplasm. Gene Ontology annotation, molecular function: protein serine/threonine/tyrosine kinase activity; protein serine/threonine kinase activity; ATP binding. The transcript has a single exon. Gene Ontology annotation, biological process: protein phosphorylation; signal transduction. The record is from RefSeq and is a predicted model, not a curated record. Bases 1 to 1137 code for a protein of 378 amino acids. Lineage: Eukaryota; Fungi; Ascomycota; Dipodascomycetes; Dipodascales; Trichomonascaceae.